UGCUCAGUGCUCAGUGCUGCUAUACUAGCAACGGCAAUAAACACAGGAUCGGGCUAAACGAGACUGCAACUUUGAUGGAAGAAUUGUUAAAUCGUUAAAUCUUCUUAAUACUUGUUCAGAAUUAUUCAGUCAUGUCGAACAAAAUUUUUCAAAUAUACGCUAAAGAUUUUCUGCCGCGUAUCAAAAUUCGUAUAGAACAAAUUCGACAUGGACAUCGUAUACGAGGGAAGCCACCGAUGAUUGCUCGUACCCUAAAGCAGCGACUCGAAUCCUUAAACAGAGAGGAUCCAAAAGUAUCGUUUAAAGUAGACAUAGGUUUUGCCGUACCAAAACCGUCCAAGGAUGUCAAAAAAAUUUGGUGGACUAAGAGGACGGCUAUAAGAUCGGAUCCCGAAAUGGAGAGACGAUCGAGAAAUAGAUCGUUGUUUGUCGAUUUAAAUUACGUAAAGGAGAGUUGGUUAGAAACGAAUAGUCCGUUUGACAUUCGUAGAAUCGCCGAGCAUUACGGAAUUUUUCAACAUCUGUUCGGCGAUGCAUAUUUUGCACCUGUUGUACCAUUACAAAUUAAUUAUAAUCUCGACGACGAUAAGUCUGUUGGAGUACAUAAGGGAAAUGUUAUAAAACCUAAAGAAGCGUGCAAGCCUCCAGUCGUUGAAUACAAAGCGCAAACGGGGACACUAUGGACACUGGUAAUGUCUACGCCGGAUGGCAACAUGCAAAAUUCAGAGGACGAGUACUGCCAUUGGUUUCUUGGAAAUAUUCCUGAGAACAAACUGGAAUGUGGAGAGCAAAUAAUGGAUUACUUAAGACCGAUUCCAGUUAGAGGUGUCGGUUAUUAUCGGUACAUAUUCGUGCUUUAUAAGCAAACGCGGCGUAUAGAUUACACGGAAUACAAAAAGAAUCAACCUUGUUUACAGUUGAACGAACGCAACUGGAGUACAUUGGAAUUUUAUCGUAAACAUCAGGACCAUCUUACUCCGGCUGGUUUAGCAUUUUAUCAAAGCGAUUGGGAUCCCACGGUGACGGAGUUUUAUCAUUCCAUGUUAGAUACGAAAGAACCGAUAUUUCAGUAUGAUUUUCCAAAACCGUACAUCAAACCGCAGAAAUGGUUUCCAUUGAAAGAAGCAUUUAAUCUAUAUAUGGACAGGUACAGAGAUCCCAAAGAGAUAAUGAAAGAAUAUCUAUUAAGAAAAUUAAAAAACGUUCAUCCUUUUAAAGUACCAAAACCACCUCUGAAAUAUCCCAAUGCAUAUGCUCUCGACAAGGAUCUACCCUCUUGGCUAAAAACGGAAAUGAAAAAGGAACGUUUGGGAUGGGGUCGAGUUAAUGACUUGAAAUGAAAUAAUGUGUUAUAAAAAAAAAAGAAAAAAAAAUAUGAAUACAUAAAUAAAUAAAAGGAAUGAUAUAGCACAGUUACUACUACUAUAUACGAUACAAAGAGUUUUGUUAACAAAUUGUGUAUGUAUAUCAUAGGAAAGACAAUCCAGA
Molecule: messenger RNA, 1488 nt
Organism: Hylaeus anthracinus
Lineage: Eukaryota; Metazoa; Arthropoda; Insecta; Hymenoptera; Colletidae
Gene: mRpL38
Product: 39S ribosomal protein L38, mitochondrial
Exons: 6
Coding region: 132-1340 (402 amino acids)
Cellular component (GO): mitochondrial large ribosomal subunit
Source: RefSeq, a predicted model, not a curated record